GCAAUCAUGGGGAAACAAAACAGCAAACUGCGUCCCGAAGUGCUGAACGACCUGCGCGAGAACACAGAGUUUUCCGACCACGAGCUUCAGGAGUGGUACCGAGGCUUCCUCAAAGACUGCCCCACGGGCCACCUGACCGUCGAAGAGUUCAAGAAGAUCUACGCCAACUUCUUCCCGUAUGGCGACGCUUCCAAGUUCGCCGAGCACGUCUUCCGGACAUUUGACACCAACGGAGACGCCACCAUCGACUUCCGGGAGUUCAUCAUCGCGCUGAGCGUCACGUCGCGCGGCGGCCUGGAGCAGAAGCUGCGCUGGGCCUUCAGCAUGUAUGACCUGGACGGGAACGGCUACAUCAGCCGGGCUGAGAUGCUGGAGAUCGUACAGGCGAUCUACAAGAUGGUGUCCUCAGUGAUGAAGAUGCCAGAAGAUGAGUCGACUCCGGAGAAACGGACAGAUAAAAUCUUCAGACAGAUGGACGUAGACAACGACGGCAAACUCUCUCUGGAGGAGUUCAUCAAAGGUGCCAAGAGUGACCCUUCCAUCGUCCGGCUCCUGCAAUCUGACCAGGGGACCUCUCGCCAGUUCUGAAGACAGAUAAACAGACACACACACACAGUUCUGAAGACAGGAAAGUGGAGAGAUCUCUGUAUCAUCCCCCAUCCAACACACACAUACACACACACAGUUCACACACAAGAAAGAGGUGGAAGAGGCACAGUUGUCAUUACAACACCCAUAUCAGGCAGCCAUUUUACAUUCUCUUAUUCCAUGUCUUGUUGUUUAUCAUCAGUAGUUCCCUAGCCUGAUCCCAGAUCUGUUUGUUCUCUCUUUAGCAUGGAGUUGGCAAGACAGCGCAAACAGAUCUGGGACCAGGAUAGCAGUUUCCCAUAUCCCAAUGCAGCAGUCUCAAAAUGCAUUCUACAGCUAUGAAUGUUUUGCGUCAUGAAACAUCACAUUCUACACCCAGAGUAUACACCCACAGUACCACUGAUAGACUCUUAUGACAUUUCCUUGUAAAUGUUUUACUGCUUAAUGUUCUUUUUGCUUGCCUUACUUUAGUCAAAGUGAAGUGCCAUAUCUUAAUAUUUGUACUGAAUGUAUUAUUACACUUGUAAGUAUUAUGACUUUUUCCCCUGACGUGUCACGGUAAGAGGAAAUCCACCAAUACCAAUAUUUUCUACAUCAGCUAUGGCGGCAGGUAGCCUAGCAACUAAGAGCGUUGGGACAGUAACCGAAAGGUUGCUGGUUUGAAUCCCAGAGCGGACUAGGUGAAAAAUCUGCCGAUGUACCCUUGAGCAAGGCACUUAACCCUAAUUAUCUGCUAAAUUACUGACAUGUCAACCAUGGGUCGUCUCAUUGCAACAUUUACUCUGAAUGUGAUAUUAGUUAGGGACAUUCAAAAAUAAUUACAGUUUUUCACUUUAACUAUGUAUCGUUUCUGCAGCACAGGAAUUUUGAAAAUGAACGUUUUAAUGCCCCCAACUGUACAGGAAGUUCCAGUGAUGUUGUAUUAAAACCAGUAUCUUGUCA
Molecule: messenger RNA, 1530 nt
Organism: Coregonus clupeaformis (lake whitefish)
Lineage: Eukaryota; Metazoa; Chordata; Actinopteri; Salmoniformes; Salmonidae
Product: hippocalcin-like protein 1
Exons: 3
Coding region: 7-588 (193 amino acids)
Molecular function (GO): calcium ion binding
Source: RefSeq, a predicted model, not a curated record